AUUUGGUUUUUCGUUAUUCUUUCAGGUACCACUUCCAGGAAGCGACUUUUCUCCGAUACGCAUCGGAGCAGGGAGGGGUGACACAGUUCGGUCUCUCUCUUUACAGACUAUAGAAGAAAAAUAGGACACGGAGCUCAAACCGAGAAGCAGCAAACAUGAGAGGUGGCGAUGGGAUCUUAGGCAACAGAGAAGUAGAAAGAAGAAAUGCAUUUGUGAGCACCACAAGGAGAAAAUGGCUAAAACGGCGAGAGAUAUGGCUUGUUGUUCUAGGUGUCAUUCUUCACGCCGUUUACAUGAUGAGCAUUUUCGAUAUCUACUUCAAGACUCCCAUUGUACACGGCAUGGAUCCCGUCGCGCCCCGCUUCAGCGCCCCGGCCAAGCGCCUUGUGCUGCUAGUCGCUGAUGGUUUGCGUGCUGACAAGUUCUUUGAGCCGGAUUCUGAAGGACAUUAUAGAGCUCCAUUUUUAAGAUCCAUCAUUAAAGGGCAAGGUCGCUGGGGAGUAUCUCAUGCACGCCCUCCAACUGAGUCGAGGCCUGGACAUGUUGCCAUAAUUGCUGGUUUCUAUGAGGAUCCUAGUGCUGUUACAAAAGGAUGGAAAGCUAAUCCAGUUGAAUUUGAUUCAGUAUUUAACCAAAGCCGGCAUACAUUUGCAUUUGGGAGCCCUGACAUUAUUCCAAUCUUCUGUGGUGCUGUGCCACACAGCACGUGGAAUGCCUAUCCUCACGAGUUUGAAGACUUUGCAACUGAUGCAUCCUUUUUGGAUGAGUGGUCUUUUGAUCAAUUUCAGAGCCUUUUGAAUAGGUCCAGUGAAGACUCAAAGUUGGAGAAGUUACUCCUGCAGGAUCAUCUUGUUAUAUUUCUGCACCUACUUGGUUGUGAUUCGAAUGGUCAUGCACAUAGGCCCUAUUCCUCCAUCUAUCUCAAUAAUGUAAAGGUUGUUGAUCGUAUUGCUGAAAGGACGUACCAUCUGAUUGAAGAUUAUUACAAGGACAACAGUACAGCAUAUAUAUUUACAGCUGAUCAUGGAAUGAGCGACAAAGGAAGCCAUGGAGAUGGGCAUCCUUCAAACACUGAUACACCACUUGUUGCAUGGGGAGCUGGUAUUAAAUAUCCCAAACCAAUGUUGAGCACCAACCAUUCUCAUUGCAGUUUCCGUUUUGUAGAUGAACAUAUGCAUGACACACCAACACCUACAGAAUGGGGCCUUCAUGGCAUAGAAAGAGUUGAUGUCAAUCAAGCUGAUAUUGCACCACUUAUGUCCACUCUUAUUGGUUUGCCAUGUCCUGUUAACUCUGUUGGAAGUCUUCCCCUUGAUUACAUUAACAUGAUCGAGGUGGAAGAAGUUCACGCUGUAUUAGCUAAUACAGAGCAGGUUCUCAACCAGUUUCUUCGCAAAUCAUAUAUAAAGCAGUCGAAUUCGUUAUAUUUCAAGCCUUUCAAACCAUUAGCCAAUUGUUCCUCCAUACUGGAUCAAAUUGAGCAUCUAAUUUCUGUUAGAGACUAUGAAGCUGCUAUGAAGCUAUCGGAAAAUCUCAGAAGCUUGGCACUUCAAGGGCUUCAUUAUUUUCAAACAUAUGAUUGGCUGAUGCUCAUGACUGUAAUUACUCUUGGUUAUAUUGGUUGGAUGAUCUAUCUUGUUCUCCACAUCCUGCAAUCUUAUACUUCACUGCCAGGAAAUAUGUUAAGAAAGGAGCAAGCGGUUCACCAGAGGAACUAUACCAGAAAGGUAUACCUAUUUGGAUGCAUGCUCAUGGGAUUACUUUCUGUUUUACUGUUUCUGGAGCACUCUCCUCCUCUUUAUCAUGCCUACACUACAAUGACAGUAUUUCUCUGGACACAAAUAGUUAGUGAAUAUUGGCUCAUAAAAGCAUUAUGGAAGCACUUACAUGGAAGAAAAUUCAAUUACAUCGUCAAACUUUUAGUGACUACUGUGGUGUCAGUGGUCAUUCUUGAAUUCCUGGUGAAUAGUUUCACUGACAGGAAGCUCUACACUUGGUGCUUCCUGACCAUUGGGGUCACAGCUUCUCUUUAUCUUUAUAACUCAAUUCCAUGGAGAUCUGGCAUUCCAAUUUUUGUUUGCAUUGCAUGUUGGUUUUUGUCUGUGUUUACAUUGAUGCCAGCAGAAAUCCCAGAUAACAAUCAAUUAGUAAUUGUGAGUGGAGCUAUGAUUAUCUUGAUAGGAAUAGUUGCGAGGUGGCUAAAUCUGCAUGCUGAAGGGAAAUAUUGGCUAAGCAUCUCUAAUCAUGAAGUAGAGAAACCCAAGUUUCCCAUGCUCUUUCAGUUACAGGCUCUUUUGGUUGGUUUAUCUUCGGUGAUGGUGUCAUUAUCAACAUCUCAUAGAACACAGAAGCAAGAACUACUUGCAUUACACCAGCUGAUAAAUUGGUCUAUAGCUGGUUUUUCGAUGGUUCUCCCGUUAUUUUCAGCAAAUGGCCUCUUGUCCCGGCUUACUUCUAUAUUUCUAGGUUUUGCACCCACGUUCCUUCUUCUAUCUAUUGGAUAUGAAGCUGUCUUUUAUGGUGCCUUGGCUCUUGUACUAAUGGCAUGGAUAAUAUUUGAAAACACAGUUUUAUACUUUAGUAAGGUUAAGAAAUCUUCAGCUUCCACUAAUAAUGAGAUUGACAGUGUCAUUUUUAAACUUGAUGAGCGAUGCUUGCAGCUGUCUGAUGUGAGAAUCCCUUUAAUCUUUAUGAUUUUAUUCAACGUUGCCUUCUUUGGAACGGGAAAUUUUGCAAGUAUUGCUAGCUUUGAGAUUUCCUCUGUCUAUCGGUUCAUUACGGUCUUCAGCCCGUUUCUGAUGGCAGCCCUACUUAUAUUCAAGCUAUUUAUACCAUUCAUGCUCGUCAUAUGUUCAUUCAGUGUAAUAACCAAACUACACCGACUUCCACGUUUGGGAUGCUAUUUUCUUGUUAUAAUUUUUUCAGAUGUAAUGACCAUUCACUUCUUCUUCCUGGUUCGGAACACGGGAAGUUGGAUGGAAAUUGGGAACAGCAUCAGCCAUUUCGGAAUCAUGAGUGCCCAAGUUGUUUUUGUGCUGUUACUAUUUGCACUCACAAAUAUAUACACGAAAGAUAUCCAGUGUAAUUCAGCACUGGCAACUUCUCAUAAAGCGAUGUGAGCCAAAUCAAACUGGGAGAAUUGGCCGUCUGCAUUCCUUGAAGGGUUAGCUUUUUCGUUCCUACAGCAGCUUUCCUGGAUAUUUAAGAGUGGCUUCUCAUCCCACAUCGUUGUGAAUGCAUGCGUGGUACAAGUGCUUUAUGUCUUUGUCUUUUCUCUUUUACCAGAAACGAAAGGUUCACGUCUUUGUAGAAUUAUCUGCCAGCAAUUUAUGUCGUUGUAAAAGAACUUUUUACCAAUGUGAUUUUUCGGCUUUAUUUUUAGCUUA
This is a messenger RNA of Carya illinoinensis, 3386 nucleotides long. Its product is annotated as GPI ethanolamine phosphate transferase 1. The transcript has 18 exons. The record is from RefSeq and is a predicted model, not a curated record. Gene Ontology annotation, molecular function: mannose-ethanolamine phosphotransferase activity. Gene Ontology annotation, biological process: GPI anchor biosynthetic process. Gene Ontology annotation, cellular component: endoplasmic reticulum membrane. The coding region runs from base 156 to 3119 and encodes 987 amino acids. Lineage: Eukaryota; Viridiplantae; Streptophyta; Magnoliopsida; Fagales; Juglandaceae.